AUGGAGUAUUAUUGUUGGGUGACGGCCGGCGGCGAUCGAGGUGUUGAGGCGGCAAUGGGAGUCAGCGAUCAAGGCGUUGAGGUGGAAACGGCGGGCGGCGAUCGAGUCGUUGAGACGGCGACGGCGUUCAGCGAUCGAGCAAAAGCUCCGAUUCCACCAAAGUGGCGAAACGAUAAUUGGAUCGAUGAUAUGCUGAGUUCAGAUCGAGUGAUGAGUUAUCUCAUUGAGGAUUCCAGCUUGAUGAAUGCGGAAUGUAGUGGUAGAAAAUUCAUCGAACAAUCUUACUGUGCCACCAAAUCAACGCAAGGUCACAGUUCUAUUGUUGAUCCGCUGCAAUCAGAUAACCAUAUCAAUGAGUUGGAGGAUUAUGUGAUGCUGGAUGAUGCUUUGUGCAUGGAAGUUACAUCUGCUCUGAGAAAAUGUGGAGAAGAUAAUAGCAACAAUGAAUUGGGAGUUGAUAAUGUGAUGGUGGAGGAGGAUGCUUUGCGCAAGAAAAUUUCAUCUGUGACGAAGAAUAAUGAUUUGGCUGUUUUUACUUUAGUUGGCAAGACUGCAAGAAGUGAGAAAGAAGCUUAUGACUUGUAUAAUGAUCAUGCCCGAUUGAUUGGUUUUAGUGUGAGAGUGGGAAAACAGAAGUUUAGAGGUAAGACUGAUAAAGUUAGGAUGAAGAAGUUCUGUUGUAACCGCGAAGGAUACAAGAGAUCCAGUGGAAAUGGUGAUGUGUGCCAUGAGAGGAUUAAUUUUUGGUGUGGGUGUCCAGCUUAUAUCCAUUUUAUUGUUCACAAAGAUGGGUUGUGGACCUGUACAAAGCAUCUGGUUGAUCACAAUCAUGAUCUUGUGUCGAAUGAAAUGAUUGGACUUCUUUUAUCUCAACGGGAAGUAGAUGAAAAUGAUAUGAAGAUAAUCAGAGACAUGACAAGGAGUGGCAUCCCUUUGGUUGAUGCAUAUAAGUUUGUGGCAAAAUUACACGGGGGAAGUUCGAACAUGAAGUAUACUUUGAGAGAUGCCUACAAUUAUGAGCGUCCUAGUGUUGGAUUUGAAGGUGCCGUGAGGGGUGAAGAUCUACGUUGUAGCCAGGGAAACAUCGAUUCAUAUCUUCCUGGUGACCCUUUCCUGGAGAGCAUUCGCAGAGUGUACACAGUUGAAGCAUUUCGGGAGGUUCAGCACUUGUACACAGUUUGA
Messenger RNA from Oldenlandia corymbosa var. corymbosa, 1182 nucleotides. NCBI's taxonomy places the organism in Eukaryota, Viridiplantae, Streptophyta, Magnoliopsida, Gentianales, Rubiaceae. The record is from the annotation of a GenBank genome assembly.